CGGAGGGAGGGCCGAUGCCGCCGCCGGCUCUUCCCGGUCGCGGGUUAUAUAGCGCGGAGUGUGGAGCCCUCUCAGAGGCGGCCGGGAGCGCUCCGACUUUCAAGCGGCGCUGUGCUGCGGAGCCCGGUGCCCGAGUGACAGCCGCGGGGAGUGCAGGGCAGGGGGACACGAGACCGCGGAGGCAGCUGCAAGCCGUUGCGGAGCGCUCGCCUGCGCCGAACGAGUCGCCCCUUCCAGGCGUUCCCGCUGCCCCGCACCCCACUCUCCCACCCUCUAGCAACUUGGGUUAAGUUGACAACUCCGCGGCGGCCGGCCGGCCAGUGCCGUCUCCGCUGUGCGCCCCUCCCCCGGGGUGAGAGGGAGCCGCAGCGCCGGCUCCGGGGGCGCUCGGGCGGUGGCAGCUUGGCCAUGAGAGCCACGCGCGCCGCCUAACUCGCGGCUGUCACCGCCGCUGCAGCGGGACCGGCCGGCGGGGCGGGCGCUCCGGGACGGGCGGGCGGCCGCCGGCAGGAGGCGCCGAGUCGGGUGGCUGCGGCGGCGGGCACAGCCCGGGGCCACCGCGACGAGCCCGAGCGGGAGUGGCGCCGCGCACUCUAGCCCGGCGGGCACCUCGGGGGCGGGCGCGGGGCGCUGCCUUCUGUCCCGGUCGCUCUGACAAGCGCCCCGGGGCCGGGAACCGGGCUGCGCGGCACGGGGUGGGCGCGGACGCGGGCGCGGGCGCUGGGCUCCUGCGGAGACCCGGCCGUCGCGAUGAACAUCGUGGUGGAGUUCUUCGUGGUCACUUUCAAAGUGCUCUGGGCGUUCGUGCUGGCCGCGGCGCGCUGGCUGGUGCGGCCCAAGGAGAAGAGCGUGGCGGGCCAGGUGUGCCUCAUUACGGGUGCCGGCAGCGGCCUGGGUCGCCUCUUCGCGCUCGAGUUCGCCCGGCGCCGGGCGCUGCUGGUGCUCUGGGACAUCAACACGCAGAGCAACGAGGAGACGGCGGGCAUGGUGCGCCACAUCUACCGCGACCUGGAGGCGGCGGACGCCGCGGCGCUGCAAGCUGGCAAUGGUGAGGAAGAAAUUCUGCCACACUGUAACUUGCAGGUUUUUACCUACACCUGUGAUGUGGGAAAGAGAGAGAAUGUCUACCUGACGGCGGAAAGGGUCCGCAAGGAGGUUGGCGAGGUCUCAGUCCUGGUCAAUAAUGCCGGCGUGGUCUCUGGGCAUCACCUGCUGGAGUGUCCUGAUGAGCUAAUCGAGAGAACCAUGAUGGUCAAUUGCCACGCGCACUUCUGGACCACUAAGGCUUUUCUUCCCACCAUGCUGGAGAUUAAUCAUGGUCAUAUUGUGACAGUUGCAAGUUCCUUGGGACUGUUCAGCACGGCUGGAGUUGAGGAUUACUGCGCCAGUAAGUUUGGAGUCGUGGGUUUUCAUGAGUCCCUGAGCCAUGAGUUAAAGGCUGCAGAAAAGGAUGGAAUUAAAACAACGCUGGUUUGCCCUUACCUCGUCGACACCGGCAUGUUCCGAGGCUGCCGUAUCAGGAAAGAAAUUGAGCCUUUUCUGCCCCCUCUGAAGCCCGAUUACUGUGUGAAGCAGGCCAUGAAGGCCAUCCUCACCGACCAGCCCAUGAUCUGUACCCCUCGCCUCAUGUACAUCGUGACUUUCAUGAAGAGCAUCCUGCCUUUCGAAGCAGUCGUGUGCAUGUAUCGGUUCCUAGGAGCGGACAAGUGUAUGUACCCCUUCAUCGCUCAAAGGAAACAAGCCACAAACAAUAACGAAGCAAAAAACGGCAUCUGAGGCUCAUUUUUGUAUGGAAUAUGGAAGACGAUCUACUGGAAGACGACUAAGAUAUCUCAGUCCGACCGACAUCAGCAUGACUGAUGUUCUCUGGAUUCUAAAUCUGCAUCGACUUUCUCUUUUUUUUUUAAUCAACUUUUUAAAAAAUAAUAAUAAAGUGUAAAUUAAC
This is a messenger RNA of Phacochoerus africanus (Common warthog), 1945 nucleotides long. RefSeq names its product retinol dehydrogenase 10 (gene RDH10). NCBI's taxonomy places the organism in Eukaryota, Metazoa, Chordata, Mammalia, Artiodactyla, Suidae. Gene Ontology annotation, cellular component: lipid droplet. The transcript has 6 exons. Gene Ontology annotation, molecular function: oxidoreductase activity, acting on the CH-OH group of donors, NAD or NADP as acceptor. The coding region runs from base 751 to 1776 and encodes 341 amino acids. The record is from RefSeq and is a predicted model, not a curated record.